AUGCGGGUCUGUCAGCAGUGGGCUGAUCUACGCGAUGAUCCGGCGUUCACGCUGACCUCGUACAACUGGAUUUCAUUUGGGGUGCGGGAGUUCGACGCGUGCCGCCGAGCGGGAUACCUCGACGAUGUCAACUUCUUCACCCGCGAGCUCGACGACGAGGACGAGUACAAGGACGAUAAGGGCGAGUACGAUGAGGAGGGCGAGUACGAGAACAAAAACGACGAGGGCGAGUACAAUGACGAGGACGAAGAGUACAACGAUGAGGACGAUGAUGAGGACGAGGACUUCAAUGACGUUCAGGUCCUUGGAUCCAACGACAACGAUAACGAUGGCGGCAGCCCGACCUGGGAUCCGGAGAUCCAUCCGCCGGACAUCAGCGAGGUGGAGGCCAUCGCCAUCACAAUGGCCAAUAGCAAGCGCGACCGGCCAGCUCGCUAUGGGGACGCAGGAAACUCCUCCGGCCCCGCCGACACGCACCCACGCGCACGCGCCGUCUCCUGCUCCAUCCCUGGCCUGGGAUCCAUGGUCGUAGUCACCGCAUUCUCCCGUUUCUCCUCCACCACCGGCCCUUCCCCCGCCACCGCCGGCUCCCCUUCAUCCUCCACCGCCGGUCUACAAACUGCCAUGGCAUAG
Lolium perenne is the source of this 633-nucleotide messenger RNA. NCBI's taxonomy places the organism in Eukaryota, Viridiplantae, Streptophyta, Magnoliopsida, Poales, Poaceae. The record is from RefSeq and is a predicted model, not a curated record.